Molecule: messenger RNA, 1248 nt
Organism: Podarcis lilfordi (Lilford's wall lizard)
Lineage: Eukaryota; Metazoa; Chordata; Lepidosauria; Squamata; Lacertidae
Source: the annotation of a GenBank genome assembly
AUGUGGAAAGAGCUUCCGUCAGAGCUCCCAUCUCACUUCCCAUCAAAUGAUUCAUACAGGGAGAAACCUUAUCAGUGCAUGAAAUGUGGAAAGAGCUUCACUCACAGCCACAAUCUCACUUCACAUCAAAGAAUUCAUACAGGGGAGAAACCUUAUCAGUGUGUGGAAUGUGGAAAGAGCUUCACUCAGAGAUCCCAUCUCACUUCCCAUCAAAGAAUUCAUGCAGGGGAGAAACCCUAUCAGUGUGUGGAAUGUGGAAAGAGCUUCACUGAUAGCUCCUAUGUCACUUAUCAUCAAAAAAUUCAUACAGGAGAGAAACCAUAUCACUGUGUGGAAUGUGGAAAGAGCUUCACUGAUAGCUCCUCUCUCACCUCCCAUCAAAGAAUUCAUACAGGGGAGAAACCCUAUCAGUGUGUGGAAUGUGGAAAGAGCUUCAGUCAGAGCUCCCAUCUCACUUCCCAUCAAAGGAUUCAUACAGGGGAAAAACCCUACCAGUGUGUGGAAUGUGGAAAGAGCUUCAGUAAGAAGUACAAUCUCACUUCCCAUCAAAGAAUUCAUACAGGGGAGAAACCUUAUCAGUGUGUGGAAUGCGGAAAGAGCUUCAGUCAGAGCUCUUCUCUCACUUCCCAUAAAAUAAUUCAUACAGGGGAGAAACCCUAUCAGUGUGUGGAAUGUGGAAAGAGCUUCACUGAUAGCUCCUCUCUCACUUCCCAUCAAAGGAUUCAUACAGGGGAGAAACCUUAUCAGUGUGUGGAAUGUGGAAAGAGCUUCUGUCACAGCCACAGUCUCACUUUCCAUCAAAGAAUUCAUACAAGGGAGAAACCUUAUCAGUGUGUGGAAUGUGGAAAGAGCUUCAGUCAGAGCUCCCAUCUCACUUCCCAUCAAAGAAUUCAUACAGGGGAGAAACCCUAUCAGUGUGUGGAAUGUGGAAAGAGCUUCACUGAUAGCUCCUCUCUCACUACCCAUCAAAGAAUUCAUACAGGGGCAAAACCCUAUCAGUGUGUGGAAUGUGGAAAGAGCUUCCGUCAGAGCUCCCAUCUCACUUCCCAUCAAAGGAUUCAUACAGGGGAGAAACCUUAUCAGUGCAUGAAAUGUGGAAAGAGCUUCAAUCACAGCCACAAUCUCACUUCCCAUCAAAGAAUUCAUACAGGGGAGAAACCCUAUCAGUGUGUGGAAUGCGGAAAGAGCUUCAAUCAGAGCGCCACUCUCACUUCCCAUAAAAGAAUUCAUACAAGGAUGCUGGAAUGA